Messenger RNA from Entrophospora candida, 978 nucleotides. The record is from the annotation of a GenBank genome assembly. Lineage: Eukaryota; Fungi; Glomeromycota; Glomeromycetes; Entrophosporales; Entrophosporaceae.
AUGCAUCAUUUCAAUAGUAAUAGUCGUAAACCAUCAAUAAAUCGUAAAAGUUUACACCCCUUAGAAAUUCCCCAUAAUGAUAAUAAAUCAAGAAGAUCGACGUAUUUCAAAUUUGUUGAUGGUAGAAAAUUUAUUAAUAUCAAGCAAUCUUGUGAAUUCCUGCCUGUUGAUCACAAGUCAAUGUCUAAAAUGGAAACUUUAGAAAUUACAUCACAAUAUUUAUGGAAUGGUAAUUUUUCUUCUCCUAUAAGCGAAACAUUACAGAAUGGUGGCGCAUCUGUAAUAGAUAUUGGAUGUGGACCUGCGACUUGGUUAAUGUUUAUGGCAGAGGAAUUUCCAAAAUCAUCAUUUGUUGGAAUUGAUAUAGUAAUUGAUGUGAAAGAUUCUAAAAAAGAAUUGCCAGAAAAUCUGGCUAUAAUUGAACAUAAUAUAUUUGAUGGUUUACCAUUUCCAAAUGACACUUUUGAUUUUGUUCAUCAAAAAAACAUGAUAACUUCACUAACAAUCGAUCAAUGGUCUUUUGUGAUCGAUGAACUGAUACGUAUAACUAAACCUGGUGGUUGGAUUGAAUUUAUGGUAAUUAAUAAUGAAUAUAAUAAUGAAAAUGAAUCCAUGCCAUAUUCCAUGGGUCCAAUGACAACAAAACUUACAUCAGAAUUCAUGAAAUUAUUCGAAUCACGUGGCAUAGAUAAAUCAACUCCUGAAUCUAUUGAAAAAAAAUUAAUAGCUACUGAUAAAAUAGUUGAAAUUAGACGUCAAUCAAGAAAUUUUCCCUUGGGUGGUUGCGGUAUGGUCAGUGAAGUGUUGAGACAAGCUAUACUUGAGUCGAUGGAAACCAUUAGACCUUAUUUCCCAUCAAUUACGGGAGUGAGUUUAGAAGAGUAUGAUGAAAUGGUUAGACAAAGUAUUUUAGAAGAUGAUGAAUAUAAAACUUAUAUAAAAAAUUAUAGAAUAUACGGAAAGAAAAAAGAUGAUUGA